Messenger RNA from Pteropus alecto (black flying fox), 1860 nucleotides. It is a transcript of the gene CPZ, whose product is annotated as carboxypeptidase Z. NCBI's taxonomy places the organism in Eukaryota, Metazoa, Chordata, Mammalia, Chiroptera, Pteropodidae. Gene Ontology annotation, molecular function: metallocarboxypeptidase activity; protein binding; zinc ion binding. The annotation marks the transcript as partial. The record is from RefSeq and is a predicted model, not a curated record. The transcript is spliced from 11 exons. Gene Ontology annotation, biological process: proteolysis.
UGCGAGCCGGCCUGGGGUUCUGCGGGUGGCUGCCACAGGCCGUCGGCCUCGGACAGUGCCACAUGCGUGGACCUGCAGCUCCAGACCUGCAGUGACGCCGCCUACAACCAGACGGCCUUCCCCAGCCCCCUGGAGCACCGGUCGCGGGAGGCGCUGGAGGCCAGCUCCGAGUACGUGCUGCUGAGCGUCCUGCACCACCUCCUGGAGGGCCAGUGCAACCCCGACCUGCGGCUGCUGGGCUGCGCCGUGCUGGCCCCGCGCUGGGGCCUGGACGCAGAGGAGGCGCCGCCCUCGGGCCUGCCGCCAACUUUCCUUCACUUCACGCACCACUCCUACGCCCAGAUGGUGCGCGUGCUCAAGCGGACGGCAGCCCGCUGCGCGCACAUCGCCAAGACCUACAGCAUCGGGCGCAGCUUCGACGGCAGGGAGCUGCUGGUCAUCGAGUUCUCGGGCCGCCCUGGCCAGCACGAGCUGAUGGAGCCCGAGGUGAAGCUCAUCGGCAACAUCCACGGCAACGAGGUGGCGGGCCGGGAGAUGCUCAUCUACCUGGCCCAGUACCUGUGCACCGAGUACCUGCUGGGCAGCCCCCGCAUCCAGCGCCUGCUCAACUCCACCCGCAUCCACCUGCUGCCCUCCAUGAACCCGGACGGCUACGAGGUGGCAGCCGCGGAGGGUGCCGGCUACAACGGGUGGACGAGCGGAAGGCAGAACGCCCAGAAUCUGGACCUGAACCGCAACUUCCCCGACCUGACCUCCGAGUUCUACCGCCUGGCCUCGUCCCGCGGUGCACGCACGGACCACCUCGCCAUACCCCAGCACUAUUGGUGGGGUAAGGUGGCCCCCGAGACCAAGGCCAUCAUGAAGUGGAUGAGGACCACCCCCUUCGUGCUGUCCGCCAGCCUCCACGGGGGUGACCUGGUGGUGUCCUACCCCUUCGACUUCUCCCAGCACCCCCACGAGGAGAAGAUGUUCUCCCCCACUCCCGAUGAGAAGAUGUUCAAGUUGCUGGCCAGAGCCUAUGCCGACGUCCACCCCAUGAUGAUGGACAGGUCGGAGAACAGGUGUGGGGGCAACUUCCUGAAGACGGGCAGCAUCAUCAACGGGGCCGACUGGUACAGCUUCACGGGAGGCAUGUCGGACUUCAACUACCUGCACAGCAACUGCUUCGAGAUCACGGUGGAGCUGGGCUGCGUCAAGUUCCCGCCCGAGGAGGCCCUUUACACGCUGUGGCAGCACAACAAGGAGCCGCUCUUGACCUUCGUGGAGAUGGUGCAUCGGGGCAUCAAAGGCAUGGUUGUGGACAAAUUCGGCAAGCCGGUCCGAAACGCCCGUGUCUCCGUCAAGGGGAUCCGCCACGACGUCACCACAGCCCCAGGUGGCGACUACUGGAGACUGCUGCCCCCAGGGUCCCACAUCGUCAUCGCGCAAGCACCCGGCUACUCCAGGGUCAUCAAGAAAGUCACCAUCCCCGCCCGGAUGAAGAGGGCCGGCCGUGUGGACUUCAUUCUCCAGCCUCUGCCGGCCGGAACCCAGAAGUUCCUCCAGGGGCCGCGGAGAAGCAGCCCCAGCCUCCAGGACCCACUAGAAGGAGCCGGCCCCAGCGGGGAGCCCCUGGGGGCGCGGCGGCAGCCGGAGGCCAGCGGGGGCAAGCCCUGGUGGUGGUCCUACUUCACAUCGCUCAGCCAGCACAAGCCGCGCUGGCUCCUCAAGUACUAGGCGCCACCCUCGCCCCCCCCACCCUGUGCUCUGGGCAAGGGGCCCCGCCCGCCUGGGGCCCGGGGCUCCUGGCCCCUGAUUUUGUCUUGCAAAGACAUCCCGUGAAGCCAUCUCCGUUUUAUUAAAGUGUUUUUAUUCACCUUC